AUGGUCAUGGGGGCGAGGAAGACGGAGGCGGUGAAGCCCAAGAAGACAGUAGCGGUGAAGCCAAGGGUCGUGGUAGCGGAGGAGCCCAAGGACCGAGAGGAAAAGAAGGAGAAGGUGCUACCACACCCACCACCGGAAGAGGUAGAGAUGAGAGUCUACAUGCACUGCAAGGGAUGUGCCAAGAAGGUCAAGAAGAUCCUUAAACGCUUCGAUGGAGUUGAGGAUGUGUUUGCUGACUGCAUAUCACGCAAGGUGGUGGUAAAGGGUAAGAAGGCAGCUGCCGAGCCGAUGAAGGUGAUGGAGUAUGUCCACAAAAAGACUGGCCACAUGGUGGAGCUCAUAUCGCCGAUACCACCUCCUCCGGAAGAGAAGAAAGAAGAGGAGAAGAAGGAGGAGCCCGAGCCACCCAAGCCGGAGGAGGAGCCGCCGGUGAUCACUGUUGUGCUCAAGAUGCGCAUCCACUGCAAUGCAUGUGCUCAGUGGAUCAUGAGGAGGAUCGUCACGAUGAAAGGGGUGCAAUCAGCUGAGCUAGACCUGGAGGCAUCGCAGGUGACAGUGAAGGGCGUUUUAGAGGAGGCCAAGCUGGCCCAGUGCGUGUACAGGCGCACCGGUAAGCAUGUGGCCAUCAUCAAGCCCGAGCCAGUCGCUCUGCUGGAGAGCGCUGGUGGCGACGACACCAUGGCCAACCAGGAGAAUGUGGUGGUGGAAGGCGGUGAGGGCAGUGGCAUCAACAACAAUGGUGGAGGAGAGGGUUAUUACAUGGAGAACAACACCGCGUCCUUCGCCGCGGGCAAUAUGUACACCUACUACCCGCAGCAGUUUGCAUACCCUGGGGGGUACUACAACAACUACUCACAGCCGCAGUACUACCCGCCGCCGCCGCCGCCGCCGGGUUACUUCUAUCAGCAGGCAGCAGCCUAUCCACCGCCGUCGUAUGGCCAUGGGAUGUACGCGCCGCACCACCACCAGAUGAUGGCGCCACAGAUGUUCAGCGAUGAGAACCCAAACGCAUGCUCCAUCAUGUAGAAGAGUGAUGGGGGUUUGGAGACAAUAAGAAGCCGGCCGGCCCGGGACCGGAAAGAAGGGAGCAGCAUAAUUUGAAGGUUAUCUUUGAAAAAAAAAGACCCUUGAACAGAGCAAAAUGCAAAUGGCAACUAGAACUAAAGUGCCAGCCUGUUUGAGGGGUUUAGAUUUCAAUUUCUGUUCUUCUUUUUUUGUAAGUUAUAAACUCCCGUUUUCAUCUUUCUGGAUAAAUUAAGUUUGGAUUUGUAAGUUUAGCAUCCUGGAUGCUAACGCUAUGUCGAGUUUGGCCUUGAACUGCCUCGACUUUAGACUUCUAUAAUAAUAUAUUGCAUGUUACAACCAUUU
Molecule: messenger RNA, 1368 nt
Organism: Panicum virgatum (switchgrass)
Lineage: Eukaryota; Viridiplantae; Streptophyta; Magnoliopsida; Poales; Poaceae
Product: heavy metal-associated isoprenylated plant protein 7-like
Exons: 5
Coding region: 1-1026 (341 amino acids)
Molecular function (GO): metal ion binding
Source: RefSeq, a predicted model, not a curated record